AUGUCCGACGCGGGCGGCGGAAAGAAGCCGCCUGUGGAGCCGCAGGCGGGGCCGGGCCCGGGCCCGGGGCCGGGGCGCGCAGCUGGGGAACGGGGCCUGCCGGGCUCCUUCCCGCUGGUGCUGAAGAAGCUGAUGGAGAACCCCCCGCGCGAGGCGCGCCUUGACAAGGAAAAGGGGAAAGAGAAGCUGGAGGAGGACGAGGCGGCGGCCGCCAGCACCAUGGCCGUCUCGGCCUCCCUCAUGCCGCCCAUCUGGGACAAGACCAUCCCGUACGACGGCGAGUCUUUCCACCUGGAGUACAUGGACCUGGACGAGUUCCUGCUGGAGAACGGCAUCCCCGCCAGCCCCACCCACCUGGCCCAGAACCUGCUGCUGCCGGUGGCCGAGCUGGAGGGGAAGGAGUCGGCCAGCUCCUCCACGGCGUCCCCACCGUCCUCCUCCACUGCCCUCUUCCAGCCCUCUGAGACCGUGUCCAGCACAGAAUCUUCCCUGGAAAAGGAGAGGGAGACGCCCAGUCCCAUCGACCCCAACUGCGUGGAGGUGGACGUGAACUUCAAUCCCGACCCGGCUGACCUGGUCCUGUCCAGCGUGCCUGGUGGAGAGCUCUUCAACCCUCGGAAGCACAAGUUUGCCGAGGAGGACCUGAAGCCCCAGCCCAUGAUCAAGAAGGCCAAGAAGGUCUUCGUGCCCGACGAGCAGAAGGAUGAAAAGUACUGGACGAGACGCAAGAAAAACAACGUGGCGGCAAAACGGUCCCGGGACGCCCGGCGCCUGAAGGAAAACCAGAUCACCAUCCGGGCGGCCUUCCUGGAGAAGGAGAACACGGCGCUGCGCACGGAGGUGGCCGAGCUUCGCAAGGAGGUGGGCAAGUGCAAGACCAUCGUGUCCAAGUAUGAGACCAAGUACGGGCCCUUGUAACCCGUGCCCCUCCCCCGGGCGGGGCGCCGCCUCACCUCAGACCUCUGCCUGGGGCUCCCUGAACCCCACCCGUGCGUGGAGACUUAGGACUCGUCCUGGGCGCGUGGCGGCGCACCUGCCCCCGGAGCAUCCACGUCUCAGCUUCCUUAUAACACAGCUGGCGCUCGCGGGCCUUCCCGGGGGCCGGCCUCCCUCUGGCUGGAGCACAGAGGAUCCACGUCGCCGGGGAGCGGCCUCGGUCUCUGUCCCUGGAUGUCCUGGUUGAAUCGGAAGGGACCUCUGGAGAGCAGAUCUUUGCCAGGGUGCUCGGGCUUCCCUGGACUCCCCACGCUCCCGGCCCGGGCUGCUGAGGGCUGUCUGCAGAGUGAGCUGUGAUCCUGUCACCCUCACGUCUUCUCAGGUCACAGGGCUUGCACCCCACCAUCCCCAAAGAGCCUUGGAGAGACGCGGCCACUCUGCACUGCGUGGAGGUGGAAGUGUUGGCAUGUGGCAGCCACAGGAGGGGGUCCCUGCACAGCCUGAGGUGGGCUUGGUUGUGGGCCUGCAGCAGGAGGGAGCCCAGACCCUUUUUCUCUCGUGGCUGUGGCCUGUGGUCUGCAGGCCCAGCAAUGGGCUUGCCCCACAAUGCACCUGCUGUGGAGGCUCCCGAGCCUGUGCGAGGAGGGCUUCUCUCGGAGGCCACCUCAAUCUCUGUCUAUCCCACUAGACGGGGCCUCUGGGCCUACCGUCCCUUCCACCCAGUAACCCAUCUACAGUCUCGCAUUUAGAAAAGAAGGCCCCUCCCCGCAGGAGGCUUCACUUCCUGGACCAGGAUGCGGCCCGGCCUCGCCGCCCUCCGUGUGGGCACCGGGCGGCCGCGAUUCUUGAGAAGUCCCCUUUUUAUUGCUCUGCCUACCUGGAGGGCAAGGAAGCCCCGGGUCUCCCUCGGGGAUCCUGGGCGAACUGCCCAGAGGGUGGCAGCAGGGCAGGGCACCUCGUCAGGGAUCAUCGAGGACAUGGCACCACUCUCUCGGGACAACAGGCUCUUGGGACAUUUACACGGGACUGGAGUCCCCCCCGUCAGGAGACGGGGCCACCCGCUCGAGCCUGGCUGUGCCGCGGAGGGAGUUACACAGCUGUGGCGGCCUCUGCGUCCCAGCUGCUCCUGGGGUCUGGUCGGAGCCACCCUGCUCUGCACAGAAGAUUCACCGAGGAAGUCCGUGGACCCUCUGCUCCUUGGGGUCAGUGGGGUACCCUGCACGGGGGUGUUUAUUUGCUCAGGGCGGGCAGCCUGUGGUGAAGAGGAGACGGCACCCUGUGUCGUACCUAACACUGGCUUUAUUUAAAGUCGGGGCUCAGUCGCAGCCCCGACCCUGAAGACUUUUCAUAGCAGAUGUUAAGACCAGGGAAGCCACCCACUGGCCGUGGACUACAUCCCAGGGGGACGCCCAGGCCCCCGGGGACCUGCACACCCACUUCUCCAGGGGACUUGACAAGGGUCCCUGAGGCCAAAGGAGGCCACCCCUCCCGCCAGGCCCCGGUUCUUCCUCUGUGGUUCUAGAAACACCGUGUACACACUUUCCACUCUGUUGUAACCCCAGGGCAGUUGCACCCAGCAUGUCCGUGUCUGCCCUGGGCCACCGCCCACCCGGGCACCCCUGCUCUGGCUACUCACCAGGAGGGCAGCUCUCCUUUGGAUAUUGGUGAAAGAGCCUUGAGCUUUCAAGUUGUUUGUUUUUUGGCUAGAAAGUGUAUGGUUUGUGUUUCUCCAGUUUUACUUUUUUUAAAGGAUAGACACUUUAGUCGCUGGGAGCGUCCACGUUCUGAUCCCAUGGUGGGACAGUGGCUCCGUGUGUGUCCUUUCGUCCCGCCUCCUGUCUGCACGGCGCCCACCUUUCCUCCCCCCAGGCAGUGGGGUCUGGCUCCUUCCCAAAGCACUUCCUUGGAAAGCGUGUCCGUGCAGCUGCCGGACUGUGAGAAGCCCCUUGGAGUCAGGAGCUUGGGGGACAGGACGGGGACGCCCACAGAGGGUGACAUUUGGGGACAAAGUGCUCAGGUGAGCUUGUUUCCCUUGGGCUCGGCUCUGAGGCCUCACACGAGUGCUCAGCUUCUGUCAUGGAGGUGGGAGUCUCGACUCCGUCCUGAGCCUUUUCUCUCUCUCGGGGCCAACAGCCAGCCAAGGCGUCUGUGUUCAGAAAUGAGAAGCCAACCUGAGCUUGGCCCGCCAGAGGCUCACGACGGGCUGGGAAGUGCCAGCCACUCCCGAGCGUCCCGGCUCCGGCUUUGUGGCAGCCACAUUGCGAGAAUAUUCACAUAAUAAAUAUCUCUAGGAUGCAGACACGACGCUUGGAGGAGAGCGAGCUCUCCGGGCGGAUGGCCUUGUGGAGGGCCUGGGUCACUCUUGCUUCGCCUUCAUCUGGCUCCUGAGGCUGGGGGAGGCACGGAGCGUCAGCAGCUCCCACAGUCCUGCCCAAGGCCGGGCACGGUGUGGGGCCGGGAGGGCAGGCCUCUGCAUGCUGGGUGGUGCACCACUCGGGGCCCACCAAGGGCCGAGGAGCUCCUGGUUUCCACGGCAAAGCCCCCAGGGCUCCUUUAACAUCUGUUAAUUAAGUGCAAUAAAUUUUUU
Molecule: messenger RNA, 3523 nt
Organism: Lepus europaeus (European hare)
Lineage: Eukaryota; Metazoa; Chordata; Mammalia; Lagomorpha; Leporidae
Gene: TEF
Product: TEF transcription factor, PAR bZIP family member
Exons: 4
Coding region: 1-918 (305 amino acids)
Biological process (GO): regulation of transcription by RNA polymerase II
Cellular component (GO): nucleus
Molecular function (GO): DNA-binding transcription factor activity, RNA polymerase II-specific; RNA polymerase II cis-regulatory region sequence-specific DNA binding
Source: RefSeq, a predicted model, not a curated record